AUGCAAUAAUACAUUAAAGAAAUAUUUCAUUUGAGACUCGCAGAGUUAUUAGAUCAUUUAUACUUUCAUGAUGCAAAACCUUCAAUAAAUAUAAUGAUAGUAAUUAUAUUUUUGAUGUAAAAAUUAUAUCUCUUGUUUUGGCCAUAAAAUUCCCAUAGAGAGUAUUCAGAUGUAUGAAUAAUUAUAUUGUUUAGGAAGUUUAUUUAAAUAUCAGUGGAUCGCUUUUUUCUUGGAUUACAUUUUAAAAACCACUAGAAAUGAUCAACUCAAAUCUAAUAUAUAAUCUUAUAAGUAUUUUCUAUACUAUUUUGCAUUUGACUAUGUUUGUAGUUUUUAGCUUUUCACUUUAUAAUUGGUAAAUUGUUUCAAAAAUAUUUACUUUCUAUAUAUCAUAUUAUUAGCUAAUAAUCUUAUAUCACACUGAAAUACAUCACUUAAAACAAUAAAAUGAUUUAAUAGUAAUCUUAUUAUUGGGUAUUCCACUUUACAUCAACUAUUUAAUUAUAGUUUAUUGUUCUCGUAAUUACUUUAUUAUAUCAUAAUAACAUAUGCUAAAGAGAUACUCUCUUUAUAAUUAUUUAAUUGUAAUUGCCGAUUUUUUAUAUUUCAUUACAUAUUCCCUUUGUUCUGAUUACUUGUCUAAAUACUUACUACUUUUAUUAUGUAUUGUAUAUUUUAUUGAUGCAAUGAUAAUGUAACCAUAUUGCAAUAAAAUUAAUGUAUUUAUUGUUGUUAAUAUUAAAGCUCAUCUAUAUUGGUGCAACAGGAGUUCUAAUUGUAUCAGUUAUAGUUAGAAUAGUACUUUGGAAUGAAUCUUUAUAUUCUUAAUUUUAUGGAAUAAUGUUACUAGUUCCUCUAUUUUCUCAUAUCUUUAUGUAAAUAUAUUAGAUCAUUUCUGAAGAUGUAAAGUAGUAAAAACUUUCAAUGUCUUUAAUCCUAAAUUUAGGUGAGAUUAUUAAUCACAAUAAUUCAAAUUCAAUUUAAAAGGGUAUAGGAAACUAUUUGAUAAAAUAGUAUAUAGAUGUUGAAAUUUUGAAUACUUAAAGUAUUCUUUAAUUGCUAGAGCAUUAUAUGAAGAAUUUAGAAAAAAAUGAUUAAUGGGAAGAAAUUUAAUUAUAUAGAAUCCUUUUAAAACAUGAAAUAUAGGGAACUUACCUAUAAAGUUUAUUAGAGACAAAGAGAUUUUAGAUUUAAAAUAAAAAUCAUUCAUUAUUUUUUAAAACAAUAGGUUUUUUAAUUAGUAAGAAAUAUGAUCAAUAAAUUUAAGAUUUAUAUUCAGGAGAAAGUAUAUCUAAUUAACAUUAUCAUUAUUAAAUUAUAAAAAUCAAAGAGGCAGAUAAUUUAUUUUAAAGUAGUUUAGAUAUAUUUUCAGAUUUGCUUGAUUAAAAAAUAUAAAUAUGGAUUCAAUUAUAAAAAGGAUAUGAUAAAAUAGAACACACUGCUGAAGAUUUAACUAAAAUGUAUAAAAUUUUGAAUAAAUUGAAAAUCAAAAUGAUUUAAAUGAUAUAAACUACUGAUAUGGAAUCUAUAUUAAAAGUGUAAACAUUAAAAAAAUUCAAUAUUGUAGAAUUAAGAUUUUUAUCUCUUUAUUUUUCUUUUGUUGCAAAUGAUUAUUAAUAAACUAAAAUUAUUGAAAUUUAUAUAGAAGAUUUGAUAAAAUAAGAAAAUAAUUCAUCAAAUUCCUCUAUUUUAAAUAUAAAUAUAAUGAAUAAUGAUCUAAUUGUUAUUUGUUCUAGUAUUUUAGAAAAAACUGGAUAAAUUGUAAAAGCAAAUAUUGAAGAGAUUAGUAGAUUCUUUGGAUAUGAAGAUAAAAAUAAAAAAUAAGAUUUACAUCUAAUUAAUUUAUAUAUGCCAAAAUUUAUAAGUCAAGAUCAUGAUUAAUAUGUUUAUAAAUUUAUUAAUAAAGGAAAUUCAUCCUUAUACAACAAAGGAAAAUUAGUAUUUUGUAAAGAUUAUGAAGGUUUUAUAUUUCCAAUCAUACUAAGUUUCUUGCAUAUAAAUGAAAAAUCUGAAGACUUUAUUUUGACUACUGCUUUAAAAAAAGUACAAUCUAAUUAAGAUUACAUACUUUUUGAUUAAAAUGGUAAAAUCUUAGGUAUAUCCAAAUAUAUCUAUUCGAUAUUAAUGAAUACUCCCACUAUUAAUAGUUCUACUUAAUCAAUUUAUUCAUCAAUUGAUCAAUCUAUUUAUGAAUGCUAUAUAUAAUUUUGGAUUCCUAACAUUGAUUCUUUAAUAAAAAGUUCUAAUUUUGAUCAUGAAAAUUAUUCAAUUAAUAAAGUUAUUAUUGAAAUAUCAAUACUAACUAACUUUAUACAAUAUUUAUAUUAUUUUAAAUAAUAUUAAAAUAUUAAUCCUUAAGUUUAUAAAGAGAAUUCUUAUUUUGAAGAAUUUUUGCAAAAUAUUAAAUAAUAAUUGAGCAAUCAUUUAAUUUUGAAUUGCAAGAUUUAGUUUGAAGUUCAAAUCUAAAUACAUUAAUUACCUACUGGUUAAUACUAUUAUAUUUGUAGUAUGUCUAAACAAUAUAAAGAAGCAUAAUCUAUACCUAGUAUUGAUAAGAAAACAUCAACAUAUAGUUAAUUUUAAUUAAUCUAAUAAUAAUAAGUUAAAAUUUUUACACAUUCUACACUUCCAAAAUUUAUAACAGAUUUAGAAAAAAUAACUGAAAUUGCACCUUAAACAAAUAGAAUAUAUGAAAAUCAAAUGUUAAUUAAAGAUUUAAAUUAAGAAUAAAAAUAAGAAUUGCUUUUUUCUAAUGUUGAAAGUUAAUAAAUUAUAAAUUAAAUAAAUAGUAGCUCUUAAAUUGAAAAAUAAAAAAAAAAUGAUUUAAUUGAAUUUGAUGAUUAAAAAAUAUCAUAAUCAAGUCGAUAUUCAAGAAAUUCAAAUUUUUAAGUAUUAGAAUAAAUUAGAGAAUAUUAAAAAAAUAAAGAAUUUUGUGUUUCAAUUAAAAAAAUAUGGAUUGUAACUAUCUUCCUAUAUAUUAUAAUAUUUUUAUUGAUGUUAGUAAUACUAAUUGUUUUAUCUUAAUUAAAUGAUUUAUUAUAAUAUGAUAUAUAAUUGGUGAGGAUUCCUGAUAAAUUUAAUCGUUUAUAUUGUUCAUUUGCUACAAUGGGACAAAUGGAUUUAGAAAGAUCAUUGUUAGGUAAAGAUUAUGGCUAAUAUCUUAAUUAUCGAAUAAUCAAUCAAGCUAGCACUAUUAGAAAUGAAAUGGAAACUAUGAUGAUAAAUUUAAAAAACAGAUUCUCUAUUUUAGAAAAUGAAAAUAGACUUUAAAAUUUAACUGUUAGAAUUCUUAAUGAAUUUAGUUAUUUUGAAGAAGAAUUAUCAAUGAUAUAAUUUGAUAUGAUUGCAGAUACAUACACUUAAUCAUUAUUUUAAUACAUUAAUUAAGCAUUAAAUUACUCAGCAUCUAAUCAUCUUUAUCUUAUAGAUGAAUAUUAUAAAUUAUAAUUUAUCAAAGCAAAUCUAAUAAACUAAAUAACUAGUUCUUAAAAUUUGAUAGAUUAAAUUAUUGUAGAAAUAAUAAAUUAAUAAGAAAACACAAAUGUUGUACUUAAUAUAUUAUUGUGUGUCAAACUAUGUUUUGUAAUAGGUUGUAUUUUUUGUUUAAUUUAAUUAUGGAAACAACCUUUUAAAAUAGUUUAAUUAUAAAUUUAGUUAUUAAGCCAUUUAACUGAGCAAUAAAUUAAAAUAAGCAUUAAUACAGCUAAAUAAGCAAAAUCAAUAAUUAAUCAUCCAUAUAGAUGGAAAAGAACUAACUAUAUGAAUGAAUGUUAUCAUAAAAAUAUUUAAAAGCGUGAAUAAGAUAUUCUAAAUAAAAUAGAAAAUUUUACAAAAAAAAAGACUAAAUAAAAUUUAAAACUCUUUGAUUACUAAUUUAAUCAUAUAGGUGUCUAUCUCAAAAAUAGCAUGUAUCUUUUAUUCUUUUUAAGUUUUAUUUUAUCAAGUUUUUUUUAUAUGAAAAAUGGUAUAGAUUCUAGUUAAUCAGAAAUUCAAUUAACAAUCUAAUAUGUUUAAUUCAAAUAAGAUUUAGAUUCUUUAAUGAUUUUAACUUAGUUAUUAAAAACAAAUUCAAUUUUAUCAGAAAAAGUUCGUGAAUUAGGUUUUCUUGAUUUAAAUCCAUAACUAUUGGAUACAAAUAAAUAUUUUCAUAUUUUAGAAUAAGAAUUAUUAGCUUAAUUCCAAUUAAAAUAUUAAAAAGCUUAAGAAAUCAAUGAAAUAAUUUUUUAAGAUAUAGUAAACUCUAAAAAAAUAUCUUAAAUUGACAAAGAAAUAUUAUAAACAUUAUAUUAAGAUGAUUUGUGUUCUGUGAUGAAUGAUUAGCUUCCUUUCUGUAAUUUUACUAAUAAUUAAUUUUUCUAUUUUCCAGAUUUCCCUAAACCAAAAGAUGAGGACAAUAAUAGAGAAAUUUUUAGGAAUGGAAUUAAUGGGAUUUUUUCAAAGUAAUUAAUUAUUAAUAUAAUAGAUUAAUUGCAAUUUUGAAAUCAUAUUAUUAAUUAGAAUUAUAAGGCUAGAUAAAUACAAAUAAAACUGAAACUGAAUAUUUUUUAUCAACUUUAGAAUUUAAGCAUUAUAUUUUAGAAUACUUUUUUGAUAUUAACAAAGCUGUAGUUAAAUUUUAUGUUACUAUUUUGGAAUCAACAACUAAAAUAUUACAAAAUGAUUUUUAAAAUACUUUGUUUUUUUAUUUAAUCUUUGGAUUUUCAGUUUUAGUAGCAUAAGGAACUUUGUAGAUUACAAAUUUGUCCAAAAUAUAAGAAUUAGUUUCAGCAAGUAAAUUUACAUUCAUCUUGAUGCCAUUAGAAAGUCUAAAUGAAACUAAAUGUCUAGCUAUUAUCAAACAAAUUGUAAAAUAAUAAAGGCUCUGA
Paramecium primaurelia is the source of this 4865-nucleotide messenger RNA. The record is from the annotation of a GenBank genome assembly. Lineage: Eukaryota; Ciliophora; Oligohymenophorea; Peniculida; Parameciidae.